Messenger RNA from Limulus polyphemus (Atlantic horseshoe crab), 511 nucleotides. Its product is annotated as methionine adenosyltransferase 2 subunit beta-like. Gene Ontology annotation, biological process: S-adenosylmethionine biosynthetic process. The transcript has 3 exons. Gene Ontology annotation, cellular component: methionine adenosyltransferase complex. NCBI's taxonomy places the organism in Eukaryota, Metazoa, Arthropoda, Merostomata, Xiphosura, Limulidae. Bases 134 to 496 code for a protein of 120 amino acids. The record is from RefSeq and is a predicted model, not a curated record. Gene Ontology annotation, molecular function: methionine adenosyltransferase regulator activity.
AUAUAAGUUCACAAACGGUACAGCAGGAACUGUUUCCGAGAUUGAAACUUUGAAGGUUUUUCAAGUUUACUGUUUAGUUUUAUUUACAUACAAUCGUGUAGCCACAUGGAUUAAUCCUUGAGCUUAGGUAGAAAUGUCAAGUUCUUCUAGAAAAUUACUACUUACUGGUGCAUCAGGGCUCCUAGGUAGAGCAGUUCAUAAACGGUUUCUUGAAGGAUCCUGGGAAGUUGUUGGUACUGCAUUUUCUCGGGCUACUGAUCAACUCGUAAAACUUGAUUUGGCAAAACCAGAAGAAGUUGAAGAUUUUGUGAAAAAGUCUAAACCAUCUGUUCUGAUUCAUGCAGCAGCCCAGAGAUAUCCAGAUCAGGUGGAGAAGAACUAUGAGGACGCUUUCAAGCUGAAUGUGGAAUCAUCAGAGUUACUUGCGAAACUUUCAGGUUCUGGUUCUCACAUGCUUACACAUAUUACUGUUUUUGGAAAUUAUGACAAUAAGUAGUUAUAUAGAAGUGUA